CCAUUUUGUCCCGCCUAAAUCCGUUUCGAAAUGCAUCGAGAACGAAACAGAUUAACAGAGACACCUCCGGCGAAGCAAGAGAGCGAGGGGCUGAGGGCAGGGAAUGGAGUCGAUAGAGAUUGAGACAGCGGCACAGAGUUUGGAGAGAUCGGUGGUCUUCCAUGUCGUCAAAGAAAUGGUUGGUUUUGUCCUCUACAUGCACCAACAGAUCCCGGCCAUCUUGCAGGAUCUUAGCCAUGAAUAUGAUACACUGCAAGAAGAACUUAAAAGUUUGGACUUGGUUCGAACGCAAACAAAUGUGAAAGCUUCUUCUCAAAGGAAGCACAUUGGAAAUAUGAGAGAGGUGAAGCAGGGAAUUAAGAAGUUGGGAAAGUUGAUGAAUUCCAUCUUCAGUCUCCAAACUGCCAUCCAACUAAUGCUUAAUGAGAUUCCUGACAUCCAUGAAAUCAUUUUAAUCCUUGGAGCUAGUCCAUUACGGCCAAAAUAUGUUUAUGAGAUGUGCUUUUCAUGUGGAAAGUCUUUUCAAGGAAGUGUGAAUGAUUUCUCCAAAAGUAAAACAGCAGAAACGCUUUCAAGAAAGGUUAUUAGGUCACUGAUUUCUAAGGGUGCAGGAUCCAGUACUUAUGCAGGCCCCAUGAAGCUAUUUCUUUUGGUUAAAGCUCCCUCAACUUUCAGUCUGCCUCUUCAUUUUCUUCCUAAGCGGGACUACAGAUACAGCAAAAAGAUAUCACCGUUCAGAUUAUGCAUCAGGUGUAGGACUCAUGAUCAGGAUAUGGAUGCUUCACAUAAUGAUCCUGUAGCUUCUCAAACUGCUAGUUAUACUAGCAUUCCAGAUUCCACUGGAAACAAUUUAAUCUGGUUUCAGUGUAAACACACAAUCAAGGGCUUAGCUUCCAGAACACCAUUAGAGGAGUAGUGGGAACUUUGUAUGCUCAGUUGUUCCUUGUGUCUCUUCCUUUCCCUGCUGCACUACCAUGUAAUAUACCAGAAUGAAAACAUGUUUCAUGUUCUUUUCAGUUGUAUUGUAUGUAACACAAUUACCCAAAAAAGAUUUAUGGUUUCUUCUGAUAUGGAAAUAGAUAUGGGGUCUAGUUAUCCUUUGUCACUUACAUUUCACAUGGAAGAUAUGUUGUAUCUA
Nelumbo nucifera (sacred lotus) is the source of this 1138-nucleotide messenger RNA. Its product is annotated as non-structural protein. NCBI's taxonomy places the organism in Eukaryota, Viridiplantae, Streptophyta, Magnoliopsida, Proteales, Nelumbonaceae. Gene Ontology annotation, biological process: regulation of exit from mitosis. The record is from RefSeq and is a predicted model, not a curated record. Gene Ontology annotation, cellular component: nucleus.